Epinephelus lanceolatus (giant grouper) is the source of this 3226-nucleotide messenger RNA. It is a transcript of the gene ggcx, whose product is annotated as gamma-glutamyl carboxylase. The record is from RefSeq and is a predicted model, not a curated record. Gene Ontology annotation, biological process: peptidyl-glutamic acid carboxylation. Gene Ontology annotation, molecular function: vitamin binding; gamma-glutamyl carboxylase activity. NCBI's taxonomy places the organism in Eukaryota, Metazoa, Chordata, Actinopteri, Perciformes, Serranidae.
UCCACCUCCUCUCCCUGCCCUGACUAGCCCGAGUGUGUAGGACUGUGACACGUAACUUUGUCCCCUUUCACAGACGUGACCAGGCAGCAGACCUCCAUCUGGGGCAGGGAGAGCAGAGACCGGACUUUCUUGACCCCCCCCGUCCCCAAAAUUAAAUCUGUUUUACCCCGAAUAUUUAGCAGCAUGGAGGCGCGAGACGCAACUGCAGCUGCUCUUGUGGGCAGCGAUGGAGAGGAACAAUCUACAAAGCAGGCUGCAGCUCCUAAGAAAGAUGCAGCUCCUGAAAAAGAUGCACCACAGACUCAGAGCAAGAUGGAGAAGAUCUUUGGGUUCAGGAAGGAGGACCUGACGUCCUGGCACAGCCUGGUGACCCUCCUGAACCGUCCCACUGACCCUGCAGCCCUGGGCAUCUUCCGCUGCUUGUUUGGUUUGCUGAUGGCCAUCGACGUCACUCAGGAGCGUGGCCUCAGUCACCUGGACUAUAAGUACCUGGAUGGUGCCCCUGUGUGUCGCUUUCCUCUCUUCAAUUUCUUACAGCCGCUGCCGCUGGAUUGGAUGUAUCUGAUGUAUGUCAUCAUGUUCAUUGGUGCUGUGGGCAUCAUGCUUGGCUGUUUCUACCGUCUGUCCUGCCUCAUGUUCCUCUCGACGUACUGGUACAUCUUCUUCCUGGACAAAACGACCUGGAACAAUCACUCGUACCUGUAUGGCCUCAUCGAGUUUCAGCUCACACUCAUGGAUGGCAACAGAUACUGGUCCAUUGAUGGAUUGCGGAGGCCAUCUAUAAGAAACACUCACGUGCCUCUGUGGAACUACACCUUGUUGAGGACACAGAUAUUCAUUGUAUACUUCAUUGCUGGAGUCAAAAAGUUGGACGCUGAUUGGGUGGAGGGAUACUCGAUGUCAUACCUGGCUCACCACUGGUUGUUUGAUCCUUUCAAAGUGAUUCUCCCUGUGGAGUUGGUGAGCCUGCUGGUGGUGCACGGAGGCGGUCUUGUUCUGGAUCUGACCGCCGGCUACCUGCUGUUUUUUGACGUCACGCGACCUUAUGGGAUUUUCUUCGUCAGCUACUUCCACUGUAUGAACUCUCAGCUCUUCAGCAUCGGGAUGUUCUCCUACACAAUGCUGGCCACCAGUCCCCUCUUCUGCUACCCCGACUGGCCGAGAAGAUUCUUCGGGCGCUUCCCAGCAUUCCUCAGGGCUGUGUUGCCACUCACCUCCCCGGACCCUCAACCCAGCCCUUCUUGUGUUUACAAAGAGGUUCAAAGCACCAGCAGUGAGCGCCAGGAGACUCCACCUGCCCCCAAAGCUUCCAAACUGAGACUUAAGCACAAGCUGGCGACCAUUUUCACUUUAAUCUACAUAACUGAACAGUUCUUCCUGCCGUACUCGCAUUUCAUCACACAGGGUUACAACAACUGGACCAAUGGUUUGUACGGCUACUCAUGGGACAUGAUGGUUCAUUCCCGCAGCCAUCAGCACGUUAAGAUCACCUACAAAGAUGCAAAAACUGGGGAAAUUGGAUAUCUGAACCCAGGGGUUUUCACACAAAGCCGUCGAUGGAAGGAUCACGGAGACAUGCUAAAGCAGUAUGCCACAUGCCUCCAUGAGUUCCUGCCCCGAUAUAAUAUCACUGACCCGGAAAUCUACUUUGACAUCUGGGUGUCCAUCAAUGAACGCUUCCAGCAAAGGAUCUUUGAUCCGCGUGUGGACAUUGUGAGGGCGGACUGGUCACCUUUCCGACCAAACACAUGGCUGAUGCCUCUGCUGGUGGACCUCUCACCCUGGAGGACCAAGUUUCAGGAGAUUGAGGGCAGUUUGGACAAUCAGACCGAGAUUGUCUUUAUCGCUGAUUUCCCAGGUCUCCACUUAGAAAACUUUGUAAGUGAAGAUCUUGGCAACACCAGCAUCAGUGUGUUGCAGGGCAAAGUGAACGUUGAGAUAGUAGAGGAGAAGAAGAACUACACUCUUCAGCCUGGUGAGCAGAUAAAGGUACCUGCUGGGGCUUACCAUAAGGUGUACACAGUGUCUGAAGACCCGUCUUGCUACAUGUACAUCUACGUCAACACCACAGAGUCGGCGCUACAGCAGAACUUCACCAAGCUGUUAGAGCUUCAGGAGCGCAUUCGCAAUGGGACAGAAACGGAGCCUCUUCCUCCUGAGCUGCAGCCUCUUGUCGCUGCAGACAAUGAAGGGGCGGAGGUCAACACCACCGACCCCAUUGUGCAGCUGUUCCUGAAGAGGCAGCGCCGCAUGAAGGAGGUGAAAAAACGCAGGGAGGCUGGUGUGCUAGAGCGGCUGGAGCGCUUUGCAGUAAAGAAGUACUACACGAUACGGAGAGGAUUCUUGAUGACAGCCAUCGCCAUGAGAAACCUGGCGGUGGGUCUCCCUCCUAUCGAGCAGCUGACCAGAGAAGUCGCCUUCGCCAACAUGAAAGCACCCGAGGCAGAAGCCAACCAGGACGAAAGGCUAAAAGAUGAAGUCGGUCAUGGAGAACUUUAAAGCCGUCGCUGGGACCAGAGAUAAUGUGCUGAAUUGCUGGAUCGCACAUAUCAGACAGAUGUGUGUAUGUGUGUGUGUGUGUGUGUGUGUUGUUACUACUGGACUGUUACUGUGACAGCGUUGCCCAGAAAUCAGAGGACUUUUAAUUUUCUAUGCUUCUGAAAUAUUUUGCAUUUCAGAUUAUUUCCUAAUGUAAAGCCAGUAUUUUUUAAGAAUCUGAAUUUAUGCAGAGGACAUUUUUCUGUCAUAGCUGCGGCUAAACGUGAAUUCUGUACAUUAACACAAUUAUGCUUAAGAGUCUUAUAAGUGCAAUUAAGGCUUGGGGACACUUUGACAUUGAUAAUUAAUUAAAAAUGACAGACAUCUAUGACAAUGAAGUUUGCAUUGUAUGAUCUGCUGGAGGGUCAUAUUUUAAAUACACUAAACUUGAAUGCGUCUUUGUUUUGACUGGAAACAAGAAAGCAUGUUACUGAACGGUUUCAAGUUUAUGGGGACAGAUUUUUAGUGAAUAACCGAGCUCUAAUUUCUGUCAUUUUUGCUGGAUCAUGACAAGCGGAUUUAAAAUUUUCAGAAGGAUAUAUGGAGGUUUACUCUGUUAAAAGGGAACGUGCUUCUCUGAUCUUUCACCCUUUAAUGUGAGAAACACUGACAAAUACAAAACAGUUGUGAUCUUGUCAAUCAGCCUUUUCUAGUCACUUUUUUAUAAUAAAGUUCAUGUGUUAAUACA